This is a messenger RNA of Folsomia candida, 3694 nucleotides long. RefSeq names its product eukaryotic translation initiation factor 3 subunit A (gene eIF3a). Gene Ontology annotation, cellular component: eukaryotic translation initiation factor 3 complex, eIF3m; eukaryotic translation initiation factor 3 complex, eIF3e; multi-eIF complex. Lineage: Eukaryota; Metazoa; Arthropoda; Collembola; Entomobryomorpha; Isotomidae. The transcript has 10 exons. Gene Ontology annotation, molecular function: mRNA binding; translation initiation factor activity. The record is from RefSeq and is a predicted model, not a curated record. Gene Ontology annotation, biological process: formation of cytoplasmic translation initiation complex; translation reinitiation. Bases 149 to 3556 code for a protein of 1135 amino acids.
CACUGCUUCUUGAGUGAGAGUAAGAAGAGACGUGCUUUUUUCGCCGACUGUCAGAUAAACGACUGAUCGUCUUUAAGUAAUCUUGUGAUUAUUUAACUCAAAACGACACGGUCACCAGCAUCCAGGCGUAUUUCAAGUGGGUCUCGACAUGUCCCGCUACUAUCAGCGGCCGGAAAAUGCCUUGAAGAAGGCAAAUGAAUUCAUCGAGGUUGGGAAGCCCACCAGGGCGCUUGACACUCUCUACGAUGUCAUCAAGGGGAAGAAGCACAGGGCGUUUAGUGAAAAGGUCAUCGAGCCCAUCAUGCUUAAGUACUUGGAACUGUGUGUGGAUCUCAAGAAACCACACACGGCGAAAGAAGGUCUUUACCAAUAUCGGCUUAUGUGCCAGUCGGUCAAUGUUGGGCUCUUGGAGAAAGUCAUCCGUAGUUUUAUCCGGAUGGCGGAGGAGAAGACGGAAACUGCUCGAGAGGCUUUAAAGAAGGAGGAGGUUGAAAAGUCAGAUGCAGAAGCUAUUGUGGAAGUGGAUGAUUUGGAUAAUUUGUCCAUGGCUGAAAUGACUUUGCUCAAUGUCAUCACGGAAGAACAAGCACAAGAGCGGAGUGAUCGAGCCGCUCUGAUCCCAUGGGUGAAAUUCCUGUGGGAAUCGUAUACCCAGUGCUUGGACUUACUUCGUAACAAUGCCAGAUUGGAGACUCUUUAUCACGACAUUGCACAAAUGGCCUUCAAAUUCUGCCUGAGUUUCAACCGGAAAACUGAAUUUCGUAAACUUUGUGAACGACUCCGAAAGCAUUUCGAUGACAUUGUAAAUCGUCAAGGAUCACAAAUGAACAACAUUGACUUCUCUUCGCCAGAAACCCAACAGCUAAACAUGGAGACUCGUUUGGCACAGUUGGAUUCCGCCAUUACACUCGAAUUGUGGCAAGAAGCGUACAAGGCGAUUGAAGACAUUCAUCUUCUCAUGAACCAAUCCAAGAAGCUUCAAACUCGAAUGAUGGCGUAUUACUAUCAAAAAUUAUCCUUGGUAUUUUGGAAAGCUGGGAAUCUGCUCUUCCACGCGGCAACUUUGCUAAAGUAUUACAUGCUUUGUAAAGAUAUGAAGAGGAACGUUUCGGCCGAAGAACUGCAAAAAAAUGCAUCCCAAGUUUCUCUUGCCACGCUGGCCAUCCCGUUCCCAGUGGCACAUCCCGAAUUUGAGCGAUUCGUCGAGACUGACAAAGGAAUGUUGGAAAAGUCGCAAAAGCUGUCAAUGCUCUUGUUCCUUCCACAGCCACCAACACGGGCUUCCCUCAUCCGAGAUUUAAUGCGAUACGGCGUUCUACAAAACUCCAUCCAACCCUUGACCGAUUUAUAUGAAAUUUUGGAAACCCGUUUCGAACCAUUAGAUCUUUGCGGUCACGUUGAGCAGAACCUGGCCAAUUUAAAAGCAUUUGCCGAUCAUGAAUACAUCGAUCAGUACAUUGAACCCGUUCAAGAUGUUGCACUUUGUCGAUUAAUAAAACAAAUAUCUCAGGUCUACCAAAACAUUGAUUAUAAUCAUCUUCUCAAAAUGACUGUCUUUGCCGAUCAAUCUCGCGUUGAACAACUGCUCGUAGACGCGGUUCGAUACAGUGAUAUGCAAAUCAACAUUGACCACCGAACAAAUUGCAUCAAGUUUGGCUCUUCUCUUGCCGAGGCGUCUCGAGAAGACAUGCCUGAAGGUCCCCAAUUGCAAGUCAUGCCGUCCGAAGCUGUCCGUCUUCAACUUGUCAACGUUGUGGACUACAUUGAUGAAACGAUCGACAUGAUUGCUCCUUCAAAUGCUCAGUCGGACGAUGACAUUCUUCGAAGCAAAAUUGCAAGUCACUACGUGAUGACCGAGAAACAAAGCCAUAUGGCUCUUCUCCAGCGACAGAAAAUUAUUGCUGAUCGCCGAGAGGAGUUGGAGAGGUCUGCUGCCGAUCGCGAGAAUGAAGAGAAAUGGCGCAGUGAGCAAAUGGCUAAGCAACAACAAGCCAUUGAGGCCAAGCGACUGGAGUCAGAACGAGAAGAGCGUGAAAAGAAACGUGUUGACGCGGAACGUGCAACUAUUCAGAAAAAUCGACUCAUGGAACGUUUCAUGCAAAUUAAAAACAGUCCAUUGGGCAACAAAAUCAUUACUCGUUUCGAUGACGAUGAAAUGGCCAAGAUGGAUGUUGAAAGCGUGCUGCAAAAGCAACAAGAAGAGAUGGCAAAAGAGGUCAAGGAGCAGAUGGCACGCUUGAAGGCGCAGGAAAAGCGCAUUGAUCAUUUGGAAAGGGCGAAACGUAUGGAAGAGAUUCCAGUCAUCAAAAAGUACGUGGAGGAGAAGAAGGAGUUUGAAAAAGUGGAAUGGGAAGCUCAUGAAGCUGAAAGGAUUGCACAUCUUAUUGAAGAGCGAAAAAUUGCGGUUGCAACUCGCGACAGGAUGAAACGCAUGCGAGAUGACAAGAACGCGUUCCUCUCGUCUCUGCUCGAAUCUCGACGUCAUGUUUUCUUAGAGAAGGUUAGCCACUUUGAAGACGAGCUUUCACGCUAUAAGGCUACCAGAUUGCAAAAGCGACGCGAGGAGCGAAAGGAAGAGCGACAAAUGAAGUAUCGUCAACAAAUGGAGGAAGAAGAACGGAUUCGUCAAGAAGAGAGUCGACGAAUUGAGGAAGAACGAGCUCGUGAAGAGCGAGACAAGAUUGAGAAGGAGAUGGAAGAGAGGAAUCGUAUCACGCUGGAAAAACAACUUGCAAAACAGCGAGAAAUUGAAGAUCGUGAAGAACGAGAGCGAAAAGCGGCUCCACCUGCGACCGUAGCUCCAGGCGAGAAACCUGUCGAACCAUGGCGUCCUUCGUCAAAGGGUAGUAGCGGUAGUGGUAGCGCGCCAGGAACUCCGGGCAACGUUUGGGUUCCACCAGCCCGGAGGAAGGCUAUGGAAUCAUCAAAGGAGAACAGUCCUGACUUUCGCCAACUUGACAUGGAUCGACGUGAAACACCACGCGCGGAGCACAGCUUUGAAAAAGUGCGUGAACGACGUAACGACAAUGACUUUGAUCGAGGAGAGAAGCGUGGUGGUGGUCGCGAGCAAGACUAUGAAAAUUCUAAUAGACGAGGAGGAGAUGAUGAAGAACGUUGGGACCGUGAUCGUGGAGGUGACCGUGGAGGAUCAGACGAGUGGAGGCCAAGUCGUGACCGCGGAAGUGGUGGUGGUGGGAGCGACAAGAGGGAAUGGGACAGAGAUGGUGGUAGACCCGGUUUUGAAAGUCGUGGGCCUCCAAGGGGCGGGGGAGGAAGUGGUGGUGGUGCUGACUUGCGUAAUCCUGAUCGGGAUCGUGUUCAGAAAAUGGAUGAUCAACCAUGGCGUCGGUCAGGAGGAGGAGGAGGUGGAAGCAGUAGAGGCAGCGAAGGUGGUCGCUCCUCAGAUUCAAUGAACAGCUCUCCGAGAACACCAGGUUCAAGUGGUCCACCCUCCGCCCGGCGACCAGAAAGUCGUGGAGAUCGUGACAGCUUUCCUGCCGAUGAUGGGAACUGGCGACGAAAUCCCAAAAAAGAAGAGUCGGCCCGCAACAAGUAAACUCUUACCUGCUUUUGUAAGUCAAGCAACAUGCAAAUCUUCGCAACUUUGACGUUAGAAUUGUACUGUUCAUUACAUUUUGUUUACAUAUAUUUAUGUGAAAUGUUUGGAAAUAAAUAUAUAAAAACUUUUCCUAAG